GCAGAGGAAUCAAAAUCGACGUCCAGAAAGUUUUUUCUCCCAAACGAUUGACACGAAUCACACAUACACGGCUAAAAGAAAUAGUGGAGAGGUGUUGGAACUCAAAUUGGAAAAAUCGAAAGAAUAAAAUUUAAACUCACRCAAAAUUGCGAGGAUUAAACUUUGUUUGCUUGCGAAUUCAUAGCCAAAUAGCAAUUAUAAAAUAAAAUAUUGAGUGGAAGAAAUUUGUUGGUGCAAAUUAAAUAAAUAUUUAAAGCGCUGUGCAAAAGCCGAAACCAGUUGGUUGGAAAAGAUAAAAAGUGAGUGUCAAUGUGGAUUAACAAUCAGUAAAAGAAGGAAUGUAGAAACGACGUUGAAAAAAUAGAUAUUUACUCAAUACUCGUGCUAUAAAUGAAAUAUAAAUUGUCACUCAACACUCAAUGAGUUCAACCCAAAAAAAAAAAAAAAAUAUCAAACCAUCUGAGCUCAAUUUAAUUCAAUUCCCAUCUUCGACAGUAAACCAAAACUCCAAUAGAGCGAAAAGUGAUAAAUAAAAAUUGUAAAAAAAGGAAAUAACGGAAGUUUAAGCAAACAGUAAUAAUAGUUGUCAAUCAGUGAGCAAAAACACCAUAACGAUUCCAGCACUGACUACAAGUCCAACUUCAGCUUAGAACAUCUGCUAAGAUAGCACCAGCAAAGCGCAAAGUAAAUUAAAAAGCGGCAGCAUCAUGACUAUGGCAGGGCAGACCAUCAACGAUCGGCUCUUGGCAGCGCGGCAUAGCUUGGCCGGUCAAGGCCUGGCUAAGUCAGUGUGCAAGGCCACCACAGAGGAGUGCAUCGGGCCCAAGAAGAAACAUUUGGAUUAUUUGGUACAUUGCACGAACGAACCGAAUGUCUCCAUACCGCAUUUGGCCAAUUUACUUAUUGAACGCUCACAGAAUACCAAUUGGGUGGUGGUAUAUAAAGCACUGAUAACCACUCAUCAUUUGAUGGCAUAUGGCAAUGAGCGAUUCAUGCAGUAUUUAGCGUCCAGCAACUCAACGUUUAAUCUCAGCAAUUUUCUGGACAAAGGCGGRGUGCAAGAUGGCUUAUCGGCACCGGGUGGCAGAAUGGGCUAUGACAUGUCUCCGUUCAUACGACGCUAUGCCAAAUACUUGAACGAGAAGUCACUCUCAUAUCGUGCAAUGGCUUUUGAUUUUUGCAAAGUGAAGCGCGGCAAAGAUGAGGGUUCUCUGCGAACCAUGAAUGCCGAUAAACUGCUCAAGACAUUGCCAGUACUGCAGGCGCAGUUGGAUGCGUUAUUGGAGUUCGAUUGUCAGGCCAAUGACUUGAGUAACGGUGUCAUCAACAUGAGCUUUAUGCUGCUCUUCCGCGACUUGAUACGUUUGUUUGCGUGCUACAAUGAUGGCAUCAUUAAUUUGCUCGAGAAAUAUUUCGAUAUGAAUAAGAAGCAUGCACGCGAUGCUUUGGAUUUGUACAAAAAGUUUUUGGUGCGCAUGGAUCGUGUUGGUGAAUUUCUCAAAGUUGCUGAGAAUGUUGGCAUUGACAAGGGUGAUAUACCUGAUUUGACUAAAGCUCCUAGUUCUCUCYUGGAUGCUUUGGAACAACAUUUGGCUACUUUGGAGGGCCGCAAAGUAUCCGCCGCUAAUACACCAACUCAAUCAGCAAGCAAUCAGAAGAAUGUUAAAUCCGCUGUCACUGCCUUAUCUUCCACCAGCUCAUCCUUCGGCACAGCCGCCGCAUCAAGCAAAUUCGACACGACCAAUGGCAUCGAUGAGCAAUUGAAAGCCCAGGUAUUGGCCGAAGAGGAGGCUGCAAUGAAUCAAUACAAACAGUCGAAGGUCUCYUCACCAACUGCAGGCGGUGCUGGUGCUGCACUAACAAAUCCAUUCUUAUCGUCGCCGCCAGCCAGUGGCGCUGGCGCACCGAUAGUCGAUCUGUUUGGUGCAGCUCCGGCAACGGCUGCUGGCUCGACUGGUGGCGCCGGUGCAGGCGGUGCUGCGGGCGGCACAAAAGCCUCCGAUGAUUUGCUACAAUUGGGAAAUCCRUUUGCUGAUAUGUUCGAUGCACCAGUCGGUGGUGCAGGCGCUGGUGGCGGUGUGUCAGCAGCAACAGGUGGUGCACAGAAUGCCAAUAAUAUUUGGAUGCAUAAUAAUGGUUUCAAUGGCGCGCCUUCGGCGGCUGCUAACGCCUUCGUCUCGGAUAGCAACUUUUCAUCCGUUUUCGGUAACACUGAACCAGCCGCGGCUGCUGCAUCCUCCGCCGCGGCGGCCUUGCCAAAUCCAUUCUUCGACACCGUGGAAGCGCCGUUCUUUGGCGCACAGCAACAACAGCACCAGCAAGCAGAGUUUUCAACACACAGCGCCGCCACUGCCGCCGUCGCUAAUAUGCCACAGGGGGCACAAGCCGCGCAAACGCUCUUUAUGAACACAGCAACUAUGGUGGCGCCGGCGCCACAACAAUUCCCACCAGGCUUUGAUGCUUUGGGUGAUGUACUAAAACCUGGCAUCACUGCCACGCAUCCAGCCGCUUCCAAUCAAACAACUAUUGUCACUGCAGGUGCUCUGGGUAUGGCUGGUAGUCAGCAGCAGCAACUACUCACCCAACAACAACAGCAACAACAACUGUUUCAACAACAACAACAAACACAGCCAACUAAUAGUGGCAAAAUACUCACUGGCGAUUUGGAUAGCUCGCUAAUGUCACUUGUAGAUAAUCUGAAUAUAAACAAAUCGAGCAGUGCAAAACCUGUGCAAUGGAACUCACCGAAAAAUACAGCGAAACCCGGUGCUAAUUGGACACCUCAACCAAUGGCUGCUACAACUGGUGCUGGCUAUCGUCCAAUGGCACAUGGCAUGACAGUAAGUCCUGCGCCUAUCACAAUCCAAAACCAUCAGUAUAUACACGCUAGUUAUCCUGUUAUACCAAAUUAUAUGCAGCAGGGAAUGCCGGUGAUGGGACAACCUAUGAUGGGYCAAGCCCCUUUGACUGGCGUACAGCCGACGAUGGCGCCAAUGAUGACAGCGGCGCCGCAAGCGCUGCACAGUAGUGCGAUAACAAUGCAACCGCAAUCGAUCCACCACCAACCACAACAACACAAUGGCAGUAAUAAGGGAGCGCCACCGGAUCCAUUCGGCGUAUUAUAAGUUGGCUAAACCGAUCAGCCGGACAUGAGCAACACUAACAACAACACAACUACGAAUAAGCGCAGCAGAACUGCUGCAUAGACGUGUGUGGCGCCAUCCAACAACACUAACAAAAUUUCGUAUAAUCAAACCACAUUUAAAACGAUGGCAGGGGGGUAUGCAAAAGAAAAAAAAAAAACAAAUAUUGCUAAAAUGGCUAGCAAAGCGCUGACAAGCGGAAGGGGGGUGUGGCUGUUAAGUGGGGGUGCGUAGAUAGCUUAGCUGUGGUAGAAAAUGUUGAUGCCUUCCAUUUGAAAGGGGACCAGGGGACCGGGUGCGUGUAAAGCAAGUUGUGCAUGUCAUUCAUAAAAAAAAAAAAUAAAAAAUUAUAAUAAUAAUAACAAAAAAAAAAACACGUUUGAAAUUAUAAAUUAAAUACAAUUGAAUACUAUUAUGAUUAUAUUACAUUAUAUUAUAUACAAUUAAAUGCAAGCAAACAUCAAGAAGAAAACAAAAUGUAAUGAAGCAGCGUUAAAAUUAGUAAAUAAACAAAGAGCAUACCAUAAAAUACAUUAUUGUAUUGUACUAUUUCUUAUAAAUAUAAUUAUUCUAUUGUAUUAUGUAACUGCAAAUACCAUUACCAAUCACAAAGAGCGUUCACUGAAAUGCGUAAAUUAGCAAAAACGACAAAACCAACAAAGAGUUAUACAAAAUAAACGACAAAUAUAUAUACAUAUAAAUUCAACGCAGCAUACUUACUAUUAUUAUAUAUAUAUAUGUAUACAUACAUAUAUGAAGCAGAUAUGCGUAUCUAACUAUAUAAACAUACACAGAUGUAUAUGAGUAAUGCAAAAACUUCUAUAAAUUAGUGAUGUAAGUGACACUCAAAACUGGCACGCUAAUGUUAAAUUACCCCAAAUAAAAAAAAAAAACACAAAUAAAA
This is a messenger RNA of Bactrocera latifrons, 4047 nucleotides long. RefSeq names its product phosphatidylinositol-binding clathrin assembly protein LAP (gene lap). The coding region runs from base 708 to 3125 and encodes 805 amino acids. Gene Ontology annotation, biological process: synaptic vesicle budding from presynaptic endocytic zone membrane; clathrin coat assembly; clathrin-dependent endocytosis. The transcript is spliced from 17 exons. The record is from RefSeq and is a predicted model, not a curated record. Gene Ontology annotation, molecular function: 1-phosphatidylinositol binding; SNARE binding; clathrin heavy chain binding. Gene Ontology annotation, cellular component: clathrin-coated pit; extrinsic component of presynaptic endocytic zone membrane; clathrin-coated vesicle. NCBI's taxonomy places the organism in Eukaryota, Metazoa, Arthropoda, Insecta, Diptera, Tephritidae.